Molecule: messenger RNA, 3211 nt
Organism: Dimorphilus gyrociliatus
Lineage: Eukaryota; Metazoa; Annelida; Polychaeta; Dinophilidae
Source: the annotation of a GenBank genome assembly
AAUGUAUACUGCAAAAAUACAGCGUUUAGAAACUGAAGCCGAGCAUUUUGAAAGUAAAGAAAAAGCUAGAGAAAAAGAUCAAAGAUGCCGACUUUGCUCGAAGAAGAGGAAAAGUGACGCAAUCAAAUGUGAAAAUUGUGGCAAAAUAGUUUGCCGUCCAUGUGCUGUAAUUUUCCAUAAAGUUAAAGGAAAGAAACGCUUAGAAUUGUGGCGUUGUAAAUUAUGCGAGCAAAAACGUCACUUAAAGAUGGUUACAGAGAGUGGAUUAUCUGCAAAUUCAGUUGGAAGACCAUUUUCAAGAUCUCAUAGCGUUCCCAGUGAGCCUGUUGACGAAAAGAAGACUGCUAAACACCGACGUCGAUUACACAGCGAUACAGCAUGGCAUGCAGAUGAGGAAAGUGUUGCUAGGCAACUAAAGAAAGGGCAUUCUUUUUCUGACGAAGUCGAUGAGCAUCCAAGAGAGAGGAGAAAGAGUAGAAGUAGAAAUCCUCAGGAUGCUAUUUCUCUUGGAGAAUCAGCAGCGAGGCAAAGAACAAAGAAUGUAUCGGAACAAGAAGGUUUCUUUGACUCAGAUUCUAAUAGAACCUCCAUUCGGGAGAGAAAAGGAAGAUUUUCCUUCUCCCAUGCAGAGGAUAUCUAUACAGAUAACCAUAUGAAUGGAAUGUUUAAAACUGCUCAGGAUAUAGUGGAAAUGUAUAAUACAAACAAUAAGCAUCUAAUAAUGUCAAGAGUUCAGUCUGCUAAACUCCCUCCUCCAUUUCAGCGACGAAGAUCAAGUGAUGAACUUGUUAGAAAUAAAUCUCUCUUACAAAGACAUAAUUCAGUUUUAGACAAAUCGAGGAGGAGGGAAAUUUGGAUGGAAUCAGAUAAUAGAAUUAGGAGUUUAUGUCAAAAUGCCGAUUCUGAAAUGUCAAGAAGAAGACCUGUCCAAGAAAAGAUGAGACGGCUCAAACUGGCUGGCUUAAGACAAUACGAUUCUGUUGAUGCUGCUGACAUUCACUCAGAAAAGGGGCCUGGCCAUAAAUACGUUGAUUCAAGAUGUUUGGAUGGAACGCAAUCAGAUCAAACGAAUUCCCCUGUUAACUGGAACUUCCUAAAUCCCCACGUUUCCUUCUUUCAAAGGACUGAUACAGAGAGUGUUGACAGUGAUGAUUCAGGAACAGUUCGUAGAAAGAGUUUUGAAGAUAGAAUCAAAUACGAAGGAGAAAAAAAUAGAGAGUUCGUACAACAAAAAGAAGAGUUUUCAAUUCAACGAAGAGUAAGUAGAACUUUAGAAGAUAUUGAAGAGGAAAGACGUCGGUCGAUUAAGCAUAAAAAAGAGUCCAAAUGGGUUAUACCGUCCAUGUUGAUUCAGCAGCCAACAAUAGAUUUAAUAGAUACAGAACUUGAAUAUAAUCGAAGAAACAGUAGGGUUCAGUACAUUCAAGAAAAUGUUGAAGGUUCUGCCUCAAGAGUAUUCUUUGUAUUCCACACAGCAAAUGGUCUAGGAAUGAGGGUUGUUGGAGGUAAAAUGAAUUCUGAUGGAAAACUAGGGGCAUUUGUUGUUGAUGUUCAAGAAAAUAGCUUAGCUAGCCAAUACGGCAUUGUUGAAGGUGAUCAAGUUUUAGAAUGGAAUGGAAGAAGUUUAAUAGAUGCAACAUAUGAAGAAACUCGAGAAACUAUUUCGUCUAGUGGGGAUAACGUUCAUUUAAUUUUAAGUCAUAUCAAUCUAACUCUAUUACUAAUAAAAGCAGCAUUAUUAAAUAGUAAUUCUUCCUCUUUAGAUGACGAAAGGAAAACAGCUCAUCAUAAAAACUUGCAACCCGAAAAUUGUUUGUCACCUCAAACUUCAGGAUCAAUUGAUACUAUAAAAAGAACUCGACAUGUUAUUGGCAGAAUAAAAAUAAGAAUAAAUUAUAGCGAAAUAGAAGAUAGUUUAAUUAUAGAUGCUCUGAAAGGAGAAGAUUUCCCUGUAAGGGAAGGGCCUGAAAAAGAUAUGCCCCAUUCUUACAUUAGAAUGAGAUUACUACCUAAAAGAAAGAGAAGAGAAAGAUUAAAAACGAGAAUUUGUGAAAACUCUUGCAAUCCUGAAUGGAAUGAGACUCUAGAGUUUAAAGAAGUUGCAAAAAGUGAUCUUCCAAAGUCUACUUUAGAAUUAACGGUUUGGGAUGAUCCGUCUGACAAUGUCCAUACUUUUAUGGGUGAAAUACUAUUGGAUCUUUCCGAUAUAGCAUCAACCGGUCCUGCAACAUGGUAUAAUUUGGAAGAUCACGACGAAAAUAGUUGUGGACUCCCAAGUCCAACACCAAAAGCUAGACGAAAAUCUUCAGAUUAUGAAAGGCCAAAUUGGUCAAGUUUACCAGCUCUUCCAGCAACACCUGCUCACGAUAAAUGUAAAGAAAUUCUAAACAAGAAAACGGGUAACGAAGAAGAACGCAACGCCGGUAGUGCUACUGACGAGGUGUUUUUGCAAGUUCCGGGAAAAUCCAAGAGUAAAUCUACAAUAAGACGUUUGUCUGAUGUUUUCCAAAAGGUUACAGUUGUCUUACAAGAUAAAAGAUCGAAAAGUCUAGAUUCCUCCGAAGCGGCUGCUAACGAGUGUCGAUUAGCAAGCAAAAGUCACAGUGCUCACAAUCUUAAGAAGUUACGUAUGAGAAAAGAAGACUCAAUAGGUGGAAAGAGUUCAAGAAGUGACGCAAGUUCAAGAUCAAAUUCAAGGACUUCGGCCAGCGACUUAGAAGACAUUGAAGAAAAUUGGAAGAAAGAUGGAAAGGAUGACAUGUCGGUUGUUUUCGGUCCCGGUCAAAUAUUCCCAAAACGAAACAAGUGUCGCCAAUUUAAGGGUGAUAUUAAUUUAGGAUUUACAGUAACAAAAGGACAAUUGGAAGUUGACGUUGUAUGCAUACGAGACUUGCGUAUAGAUCCAUCUGGAAACCCACCAGAGAUUUAUGUUAGAACACAGUUAAUUGAUGGUAAGAAGAAAACUCAAAAAAAGAAAACAAAAUCAGUCAAAGGUACCUAUUCACCAAGUUUUCGUCAAAAAAUAAAGUAUUCAGCUUGUAACGUAAAUGGGCGAUGCUUAGAAGUUCUUAUAAAGAAUAGAGCAGCUCGAAAGUGUAUUGGAGAAGUUUUAAUAAGAUUAGAUAAUCUUGAUUUAUCAAUAUAUUCUGCAAACUGGUAUAAAAUAUUCCCAGAAUCUUCAAAUGAUCAAACUUUAGCCGAAAUGUUUUAA